AUGUCGAUCGAUAGCCCCAACCAUCAAGCCACGUGGCUGACCGGGAAAUCCGCGUCGUUAGCCGCGGCUGGGGGCGAAAACGUCCCGCCAAUUUGUGGGUGCAUUUAUAAAUGCAUCGCUCAAUUAACCGGCUCCGGGAAGACGUACACGAUGGGCAGCGGCUGGGAGGGCGAGGGGCAGGGCGACGAGGGCCGCCGCGGCAUCAUCCCGCGCGCCAUCCGGGACCUCUUCGCCGGCGCCGAGCAGAGGGCCGAGGACGCGCGCUCCAGGGGCCUGCUGCCGCCGGAGUUCUCCGUCCAGGCCCAGUUCAUCGAGCUCUACAACGAGGAUAUAGUGGACCUUCUCGACCCCGCCAAGGACCCCUUCGCAAAGGGUACGCUGAGGAUAACGGAGGACGGCUGCGGCGGCGUCAGGGUGGUGGGCGCUUCGAUGCGCGCCGUCAGGGGCGUGGUGGACGCGCUGGGGGCGCUCCACGCGGGCGCCCUGGCGAGGACCACGGCCGCCACCAACAUGAACUCCUCCUCGUCCCGGUCGCACGCCGUGUUCACGCUGCUGCUGCGCCAGAGGCGGCUCGCCACGGAGCAGGACGCCGUCGACAGGGACCCCGAGACGGACGCGCCCGAGCAGUACGAAACGCUCACCGCGAAGUUCCACUUCGUGGACCUCGCCGGCUCCGAGCGGCUGAAGCGCACAGGAGCCACGGGCGAGCGGGCUAGAGAGGGCAUAUCGAUCAAUUGCGGGCUCCUGGCCCUGGGCAACGUCAUUUCGGCCCUGGGCGACCGCUCCAGGAAGGUGCUGCACGUUCCGUACAGGGACUCGAAGUUGACGAGGCUGCUGCAAGACUCACUCGGAGGCAACAGCAACACCGUGAUGAUCGCCUGCGUGUCGCCAAGCGACCGCGACUUCAUGGAGACGCUGAACACGCUCAAGUACGCGAACCGGGCGCGCAACAUCAAGAACCGGUGCGUGGUCAACCAGGACCUCACGUCGAGGACCAUCAGCCAGCUGCGCCACGAGGUCGCCAGGCUCCAGCUGGAGUUGGCCGAGUACAAACAGGGCAAGCGCGUGGUGUCUGAGAGCGGCGAGGAGGGCUGGAGCGACGUGGUGCAGGAGAACGCGAUCCUCACGGGCGAGGUGGAGUCGCUGCGGCGGCGAGUGAAGGCGAUGCAGGGCACCAUAGACCAGCUCUCGGCGAGGAACAGCGAGCUGAUGACGGAGAAGGCGCUGGGCACGUGGGCGCCGCGGGACGGCAGCCCCGACCCAACUGACUGCUCGCUCACCACGCUCGUUCAGGGCUACGUGAGCGAGAUAGAGGAUCUGCGCGCGCAGCUGAUGGAGGCGAACGCUCUGUACGAGGCGAGCAGGAAACGGGAGGCGCGCACCCGCCACGACUCCAUGCACGCCGAUCCCAACGCCAUACUCGACGACGCCAAGCGGGAACUAUACAAGGAGAAGGAGCUGCUCGCACGCAGCAUGGGCGAGCUGGAGUUCCAGCGGAAGCUCGCCACCCAGACGAGCGUGGGCGGGGAGGGCACAGGCGAGGCGGAAGGGGGCGUCGAGGGCGAGGACGGGGGGCGUCCCAUCGGGGAGCGGGAGAGGGCGGAGGGCGAGAGCGCCGGCGACUCGGAGCCCUCGGACCACGACGAGGACGACGAGCGCAGCGACGACGAGAGGGACGACGAGAUCGAAGCGGAGACCGCCGGGCAGCGCAUGCUGACCGCCCAGCUGGCCGCCCUGAGCGAGGACAUCGACACGAAGGCGCGCCUCAUCGAGCAGCUGGAGGCGUCGCAGCGCCGCCUGGCGGCCUUAAGGGCGCACUACGAACAGCGGCUCGACACGCUCCACCACCAGAUCAAGGCCACCGGCGAGGAGCGCGACAAGGUGCUCGCCACUCUAGCGGCGCAGGCGUCGCCGCCGGGCGAGAAGCUGAAGCGGGUGCGGGAGGAGUACGAGCGGCGGGUGGCGGGCAUGUCGCGCGAGCUGCGCAGGCUGCAGGCGGCGCAGCGGGAGCACGCGCGGCUGCAGCGCGCGCAGGGACACACUGCGCACCAGAUCCACACGCUGCGCGCCGAGCUGCAGAACCUCAAGCGGGACAAGGUGAAAUUGGUGCAACGUAUGCGAACUGAAGCGAAGAGACACGCGCAAGCGGAAGCGGCCAGAGCUAAGGAGGUAGCACAGCUACGAAAGGAAUCUCGUAAGAAUGCGAAUCUGAUUCGUUCUUUGGAAGCGGAAACUAGGCUUAAGGAACAGGUAUUAAAACGUAAGCAGGAAGAGGUCUCACUUCUGAGAAGAGGUCACCGAGACAAGCUAAGCAGCAAAGCGGCGGGUCGACUUCAUGAGGGCGGACGGGGGCGGUCGCGCGUGUCCGCACGCGAGGCGUGGUCCCGCCUCGAGUGCUGGAUGUCGCGCGCGUGCGCCGCGCGCGGCACGCUCGCCGAGCUCGAGGCGACGCUGGAGCGGCAGCUGCGCGAGCGGGACCGCGCCGCCGCGCAGCCCGCGCAGCCCGACGGCGCCGCGCUGCUCGCCUACCUGCGCGAGGCCAUCGCCGACACGCAGCACCAGAUCAUGCAGCUCGAGGAGGAGAACGAGGACAACGAGCUGCCCCGACUGCUGGAGCAGGUGCAGACGGCGGACGCGGGCCGCUACGCGAUCGAAAGGCUGUCGGCCGUCGCGCUGCAGUACGCACAGGACGCCGCGAGGAACCUGCGCAUGCUGAGGGACGCGAGAGCCCAGCUGUCGGAGACGGAGGAGAAGAACGAGCGUCUGUCGCAGGCGCUGUCGGCGGCGGGCGCGGCCGGCGACCAGAACCUCAACCCGUGGGCGGCGCCGGCCGCGCUGGCCGCCCUCCUGGCGCACGUCUCCUCGGGCACCUCCACGCGCUCCGUCUCGCCCUCGGACAGCGCAUUGCUCGAGAGGCCGCCAGUAAAUGGCGCACGGGAGUCGAACACCGCGCCCGCCUCGCCGCCAGAUGACAACAGCAAUUCUCCAUUCCACAGGAACACCGCUCGGCGGGGGUCGGUCCGGCUGCGCGACUUGGGCGUGAUAGGGCGCGACGAGGACCCGAUGUCGCAGUCCAUGGUGGAGCGGACCCCGCCCAGGCCCGCGCCCCUCAGCCGCGUGCCCAGCGCCCCUGGCAGCCUGCGUGGGCUGACUCCCGUGGGGCCGCAGCUGUCCUCGCCGCUGACGGGACGUAGGGCUGCGCCCCCCGAGAGCCCUAGGCCGAUUCGCCGACAGCACUCUCUCGCCAAACCCGCCUCCUUGGAGACUCAGGCGGCGGGGGGAGGGGGCGCGGCGGCGGGGGCCACCCCCCCGGCCUCCCCUGGCGCGGCGAGACGGGCGCGUGACGACGACGUGUUCCUACGGCUAGCCGGCGCCGCCCACGACAACUCGCCCCAAGGGGUGGUCAGGGAGAUGCCUUCGAAGCAACGUGUGGCCGUCGGUGGUGGCGGUGGCGGGGCGUGGCUGCAGUGCACCCACGUGGCGGAGGGUCACGUGGGCGCAGCGCUCUCGCUAGCGGCGACCCCCGGCCUGCUGUACAGCGGUGGCGUCGACCGGAGCGUGCGCGGCUGGGACCUGUGCGCGGGCCGCGAGGCGUGGCGCGGCUGGUGCGGCGGCGCCGUGUGCGCGCUGGCCGCGCCCCCGGGCCUGCUGCUCGCCGCCGCCGGCGCCUCCGUGCGCGCGUUCGAUUCCCGCGCAGGCGCCCCCGUCGCCACCUUGUGGUCUUCGGGCGUGAGUGGUGCAUCAGGAGUGACAAGUUCUUCGCGUGGGGAGACCGCCGUGACCGCUCUGGCAGCGGCCGCCCCUCACAGACUAUACACCGCCGCCGGGGAUCGCCUGCGCCUGUGGGACUUACGCAUGAUGGAGUGCGUGUGCAAGUGGUGGUCUGGGCACGCGGCGGCGGUGGUGUGCGCGGCGGCGGCGCGCCUCGGCCGCGGCGACAGGCUCGCCACCGGCUCCAGGGACCACUGCGUGCGCCUGCUCGACCUCCAGCACACGGACUCGGGUCCGCUGCGCCCCUUAUAUUGGUCCCCGGCUGCUGUCAAUCUUGUCGCGUCGGAGACAGCCCUGAUUGCGUUUGUGCUGCUCGUUAUCGAUUCCCCCAUCUGCCUGCUCGACCUCCAGCACACGGACUCGGGUCCGCUGCGCCCCUUAUAUUGGUCCCCGGCUGCUGUCAAUCUUGUCGCGUCGGAGACAGCCCUGAUUGCGUUUGUGCUGCUCGUUAUCGAUUCCCCCAUCUGCCUGCUCGACCUCCAGCACACGGACUCGGGUCAGCUGCGCCCCUUAUAUUGGUCCCCGGCUGCUGUCAAUAUUGUCACGUCGGAGACAGCCCUGAUUGCGUUUGUGCUGCUCGUUAUCGAUUCCCCCAUCUGCCUGCUCGACCUCCAGCACACGGACUCGGGUCAGCUGCGCCCCUUAUAUUGGUCCCCGGCUGCUGUCAAUAUUGUCACGUCGGAGACAGCCCUGAUUGCGUUUGUGCUGCUCGUUAUCGAUUCCCCCAUCUGCCUGCUCGACCUCCAGCACCCGGACUGGGUUCAGCUGCGCCCCUUCAAUGUUGUCAAGACGGGGACUGCUCUAAUUGCGCUUGCGCUGCUCGAUAUCUAUUUCCCCGAUCAGCCCCCUGGCUCCUGCUCAUGGGAGAUCGGCAAUCGGCGUCUCCUGGAGCCGCCGCACUACGACGGCGUGCAGGCGCUGCUGUUGACCGGCGAGCACCUCUACAGCGCCUCGAGGGACUCCAGCCUCAAGUGCUGGAGCCUGGCUGAUGACAGCCUCACGCACAGCGUGAUGAACGCGCACAAGGGCUGGGUGACGGGGCUGUGCGCGGCGGGCGGCGGCCGGCUGGCGAGCGUGGGCCGCGACCAGGCGCUGCGCCUGUGGAGCGCCGCGCUGCGCCCCGCCGCGCCCCCCGCCCCGCUGCCCGACGCGCCCCACGCCCUCGCCGCGCCCCCCGCGCCCGCCGCCGCCGCGCCCGCCCUCUACACCGCUGGCAGCGGCGGCGAAGUGCGCGCGUGGCGGAUCUACGACGAGCAG
Iphiclides podalirius (scarce swallowtail) is the source of this 5028-nucleotide messenger RNA. NCBI's taxonomy places the organism in Eukaryota, Metazoa, Arthropoda, Insecta, Lepidoptera, Papilionidae. The record is from the annotation of a GenBank genome assembly.